GUAUAUAAAUGGUGUGAGUGAUGCUGAUUUGUCCAGGGCAAUCCUUCCCACUAUGAGGCAGUCUUCCUGAACUGUUUGGGGGAAAAUAUAGCUGCCCUUUUGUAUGGCGAGUCUAAGUCAUUAAACCAGACUUAGCCAUUGUAAUUAGGCAGAGAUUGAAUAACAUUAGCAAGCCAGGGGGAAAGCAAGGGAGGAGACAGGUUUCCCCCCCCUAGUACCACUCUCAGAAGGCGAUUCAGAAGUCAUGGCUGACCACAACAAGGUAUUACUGCGUCCUCUUUUCCGCCGAGAUGUUAACUGGGAUCCUUUCCGUGAGUGGACACAGCCUAGCCGCAUGAUCAUGGAGAAGGACUUUGGCCUCCCUCCCUUCCUGGAUCCAGGCGAUGUGAACUGGAUAGACUGGGCUAGGAAUAAAUUGGCAUCAUCCUCCUGGCCAGGGUACACACACUAUCCCCUCUUCAUCCCCAGCACUGUUCCACCUGCUACAGUGCCACCCCAGACUUCAGCCAGGCUUCAGAGGCAACUGUCUGGAGGAGUGUCAGAGAUCAGGACGGAACAGGGCAGUUGGAGGAUCACCCUGGAUGUCAAUCACUUCUCACCAGAGGAGAUAUCAAUCAAAACCAAGGGAUGCUUCCUGGAGAUUGCAGGUCAACAUGAAGAAAGGGAAGACGAACAUGGAUCAAUCUCAAGGUGCUUUAUAAGGAAAUACAAGCUGCCCCCUGGUGUGGACUUGCAGCACAUCAGCUCAUCUCUGUCUGGUGAAGGGGUUCUCUUAGUGGAAGCACCUCUGCCAGGCUCAGCUACCACCAUCCUCCCCAGUGACAUGGUCAUCCCCAUUCAGAUCAAGCACGAGCAGGAGGGGAAAGAGUGAAUCCAGUUGACCAGAAGUUGUGAUCCAUCACAAUUAGAUAUAAAGCUUGGGGUAAAGCUUAGAAGCUGAUGACAGUGGUUAAGCUCGGGUAGAGCUUAGAAGCUAAUGACAGUGUUGACUACUUUUGACAAAAAUUUGAUUGUGUAUUCGGUCUUGGUCAUUCAAAAUGACAAACAUAGAGGCUUCUAUUGCUAUUGAAACCCUAUAACUUAAUUUACUCUCACUGUAACCACAAGGUUUGCAUGUUUUUCUAUGUAUUAUGGUAAAUCAACUAGCAAAACCAAGAUAAACAGAAAUAUUCAAGACUGAUGAAAUGUACUUUCUCAUUUGUCAAAUUAUAGAUUAUCUGGGAGUAAAAAUUACCAUGCGUAAGAAUGCUGGAACAGUUCUACAAAGCAUACAUUUCAAUGUUGCUAUUUCUAUGAAUAUAAUAUUUUUUGAAUAAAAGCAAUUAACAAUC
This is a messenger RNA of Coregonus clupeaformis (lake whitefish), 1331 nucleotides long. RefSeq names its product heat shock protein beta-1. Lineage: Eukaryota; Metazoa; Chordata; Actinopteri; Salmoniformes; Salmonidae. Gene Ontology annotation, biological process: response to heat; protein refolding. Gene Ontology annotation, molecular function: protein folding chaperone. The record is from RefSeq and is a predicted model, not a curated record. The transcript has 3 exons. Bases 245 to 871 code for a protein of 208 amino acids.